UAAGAAUAAAACUGCACAAGGGUUCGGUUCACUCUGUCCAUCGAUCUGCUCAGACAUGUCCAAUAACCCGUGAAAGAAGAAGAAGAAGAUGAGUGACUUGACUUGACAUGCCAUUCUUUUUUCCCCUUUCAUCUUUCUCUGUUGGUAUUGGUAGAUUGGCGUAAAUACGUAAACGCAUUCUGCUCCUACCUUCCCGACUUCUCUUUCUCUGACCCCACCAGAUGACUCCUCACACCUCACACCUCAUAUCUCAAUAUAUAGAUGGAUCUACUACAUGCACCUAACCUACCUUCCCAAAAGCUUUAUUUCUUUGCUAUCCGCACGAAACUAUCCUAUCAGGGAAAAACCCCAUAUCUUGAAAAAGGUGCAGCAUAUACACCUCUCCAUUUUUUAGUUAUCGCUCGUUUUUUUUCUUGGUGCUUUUAUCGUUGUAACCCAUCGCUGUGUGUAGGAUCACCUAAACCCCAAUUCAAAAAAUAA
This is a messenger RNA of Periconia digitata, 480 nucleotides long. The record is from the annotation of a GenBank genome assembly. Lineage: Eukaryota; Fungi; Ascomycota; Dothideomycetes; Pleosporales; Periconiaceae.